Olea europaea var. sylvestris is the source of this 702-nucleotide messenger RNA. RefSeq names its product protein FAR-RED IMPAIRED RESPONSE 1-like. NCBI's taxonomy places the organism in Eukaryota, Viridiplantae, Streptophyta, Magnoliopsida, Lamiales, Oleaceae. The coding region runs from base 1 to 702 and encodes 233 amino acids. Gene Ontology annotation, biological process: regulation of DNA-templated transcription. The record is from RefSeq and is a predicted model, not a curated record. The transcript is spliced from 5 exons.
AUGUCAACAAUGCAGAGAAGUGAGAGCAUGAAUACCUUCUUCGAUGGGUAUGUGCAUUCUAAGACUUCAUUGAAGCAGUUUGUUGAACAAUAUAAGCGUGCAUUAAGGAAUAAGGUUGAGAAGGAGUUUCAAGCCGAUUUCAAGGAAGUUCAACAAGAGUUCAUGGGAAAUGUAUACUGCGAUGUCGUAUCUACAAUAGAAGGAAGUUCUUAUACGACCUAUGAUGUACGGGAGUGUAUUACAUAUGAAGGUGGUCAUAGAAGGAAAACAUUCGUCGUCUCAUUCCAGAGAAAUAAAUGUGACAGCUGCUAUCACAGUGCUGAUUUACAACGAUGUCACAUACAUUUCAGAAGAUACAUAUUGCAGAGAUGGAGGAGAGAUGUUAUCAGAGCACACACGAGGGUUGCUGUAAACUACGCUGGGUUAGUUAGUACUCCCUCACAGUUGAGAUAUGAAGAGAUGUCAAAGGCUUUUGUGAAGGUGGCAAACCUUGCUGCAGACGAUGAAACGCGAAAUGUACUGGACCCAAAAUUUGCCCAACGAAAGGGUGUACCAAAAAAAAUUUGGAGAAAAAGCCUGCUGGAGACGGCCUCGAAUAAAGUGAAGAGAAGAUCAUGGGACGUGUUUUUACAUGAAGAGAAGAUCAUGUUUCCUAGUUUGAGCUUUUAUCAUAGAAUCCUAAUAGAUUUUCUGAUGUCCUAG